This is a messenger RNA of Phyllostomus hastatus (greater spear-nosed bat), 5886 nucleotides long. RefSeq names its product myb/SANT-like DNA-binding domain-containing protein 3. Gene Ontology annotation, molecular function: protein binding. The transcript is spliced from 4 exons. The record is from RefSeq and is a predicted model, not a curated record. NCBI's taxonomy places the organism in Eukaryota, Metazoa, Chordata, Mammalia, Chiroptera, Phyllostomidae. The coding region runs from base 373 to 1200 and encodes 275 amino acids.
UCCCGGGCUUUGUGGCCGCUGCGCGCGCGGUGGGGCCUGGCCGUCCGGGGGCGCGCCGCCACCUCCCGGCGCUCCCCGAGCCCGCGGCCCUCCCGGCGGCCCAGCCUGCGAGAGGAGCCCAGAGCGCCCCCGCUCGCGCCUCGCCGACCCUCCCCAAGUCGCCGCGGCCGCCGCGCCGCCGCUGCAGAAUGGCCAAGACUUACAACAAAGGACCUACUUGAACAUCUCCUUUGAAGUAAAACCCCAUUGCUAAUAAACUUCUGAAUGUUCUCCUGAGACUCUCAUAAGUCCACAUUCACAGAAAAGAAAGUACUACUGUAUUUCAGACAAGGGAAUCAAGAUCGCUAACGUCCGGGAGAAAUAGAGUGGAAGAUGCAAAACAACGAAAUUAUAAAACCUGCCAAAUAUUUCUCAGAAUUGGAAAAGAGCAUCCUGCUUGCUUUAGUGGAAAAGUACAAGUAUGUGCUGGAAUGUAAGAAAAGCGAUGCGCGAACUAUUGCGCUCAAGCAGCGGACCUGGCAGGCGCUCGCCCACGAGUACAACUCUCAGCCGAGCGUGUCGCUGCGCGAUUUCAAACAGCUGAAGAAGUGCUGGGAGAACAUCAAGGCUCGGACCAAAAAAAUUAUGGCCCACGAAAGGAGAGAGAAGGUGAAGCGCAGCGUCAGCCCCCUCCUGAGCUCGCACGUCCUGGGGAAGGAGAAGAUCGCCGGCAUGCUGCCCGAGCAGCUCUACUUCCUGCAGAGCCCCCCGGAGGAGGAGGCCGAAUACCACCCCGACGCCGCAGCCCCAGAAUCAUUUGCUGUUUCAAAUAGAGAACUGUGCGAUGAUGAGAAAGAGUUCAUACAUUUUCCAGUGUGUGAGGGGACCUCUCAACCUGAACCCUCGUGUUCAGCUGUCAGAAUAACAGCCAAUAAAAACUACAGGAGCAAAACCUCUCAGGAAGGUGCUUUAAAAAAGAUGCAUGAGGAAGAACACCAUCAACAAAUGUCCAUCUUACAACUGCAGCUGAUACAAAUGAAUGAGGUGCAUGUGGCCAAAAUCCAGCAGAUAGAGCGAGAGUGUGAGAUGGCAGAGGAGGAACACAGGAUAAAAAUGGAAGUUCUCAAUAAAAAGAAGAUGUAUUGGGAAAGAAAACUACAAACUUUUACCAAGGAGUGGCCUGUUUCCUCAUUUAACCGGCCCUUUCCCAAUUCACCCUAAGACUGUGGGGGUGGCUCCCUUGUGCUUAAUCUGUGUUGGCAAAGAAUGUCUGGAACACGGACUUGCGGUCAGUAACCUGUCACAGAGCUCCAAGUAGGACACUUAGCGUGGUAGUAGUCACUUAUUUAAGAAAACAUUCAGGUAAACAGUUGCACCUUCUUACAUGGCAAAGAAGCUGUUACAGUCUUCUGAAAACUAUCACUAUGAGUGCUAUAAUUCUGAAUGUCAUGUCUCCUAAUGAGAAUUCACACAGAACCAUGUGUGAGUGUCGUUGUUGUAUUUUUUUUUUUUUAAUCCAAUGCAAGUGUGACUAUAAAGGAGUGUGGCUGAUUUUUUUUUUUUUUUUUUAACAGACAGCGGAACUUUUUUACCCAAGUGACGCCCUCCCACUGGGCGUGGCCGCCCUGGGAGGCCCCGCCCACCACAUUUCUCCAGUGGUGACGCUGUCGCGCAGCAGAGGUCUUUAGGAACCUCUGUGAGAGCUGCGGCGCCUUGUUCAUUUUUUCGGUGGCAUCCUCUGAGUGCGGACUUUCUGAUUUGAAACAGCCCGACAUUUGGAAGGAUAUUUUCUGAUGUGGCUCCUAAACUUCCUUUUAAGGUUCUUCUCCAAAGAGGAGUUCAAAUAAUGUCGCCCACAAAGGUAGCUCUGUUGGAACUGAGAGGGUAGCUACUUUGAGGGAGAAAUGUUCAGUUAGAUUUCUACAUUCUGUCAUGUUUGUUUUAUUAAAAGAGAAGACUUGCAAUUUUAUAGUCACACUGUGUAUGUUUUUUAAAGGUGCUGCCUCCCCACUGUGCUCCCCUUUGGGCCUUCCCUCUGUAGUUCCCUCCCUACUUGGUACCACUGAGUUCAUGGCUACCCUUGUUUUUAACCUUAGGCCACCUAGGGGUCCUCCCCUCACCGUGCUUCUGGUGCUAGCGAAUAGUAAUGCUAUGUAGUCUACAUUAUGCGGUUAGCAUCGGGCUUUUUAAAGAAUCCAUUACCAAUACAUUUGGAAAUAUGGAUUGAUAAAUGGAUGUUUUGGUUGAGCUGUGAUAUAGCUUCUCCUGUAGCCUAGUGUUAAAAACAGCCCUGGAAGCUGGGCAUGGCAGUAUCUGGCAGAAGUGAAGGGACACUUAAGUACCAAGGCCGGUCAGCAAUUUCUGAGAAUGAAAUUGCAAGGCCGUGUGCUGGGGAAGGAGGAACAGGUACGACAGAGGCUGUAUAGGGAGUGUAGGACUAGGAGUCAGGGCUUGAAUUCUGAGUUUGGUUCUGCCUCAAGUGCUCUCUGACCUUAGGUACCUUUUAAUCCUCGGCUGUGUUCUCUUCUCUCCACAAAACAAGAGAGUUGGUCGAGAUAAUGUUCAGAAUUUGCUACAACUCCUUGACUGUAGUGUGGUCUGCAUAAUCUUGAAGGAGUGCCGCUUACAUCAUCGUCAUCCAAGGGCGUGGGUCCGUAGUUCGCAGCAUUGGCUAAGCUUCCCUCCUUCGUCAUUUUGAAAUCUGGGUCUUGGGGACUGUACAUUCAGUAAGAUACACAUACACUCAUUAUUGAAGCACUGCAUAAAGCAAAUGGGCUGCAAUUUACUGUGUACAUUAUCAUAGUUUAAAUCUCUUAGAGGAACUGGUUAUUUAUAGAACACUGUGAAGACUAGGCUUCUUUGAAAGUAAAGAUCCUUCUCUAAGGAUCUGUGUUCUUACCUUAAGUUUUCACCAAAUGGACCUUUUAGUGAAGAAGCAUCUGAAUAAACUUCCAAACUUCAAUGGCUUACAGGAGACAAACUUGACUUUUCAUGUUAUCCCACCCCCUUGGGGACAUGGGUGUGAACUGAGAAAAAUUUGCCUUUGCUUCACCUAUUGCUCCAUCUGGGGAUCCUGUUAGGAUGCAGAUUCUGGAGACGGACCUGAGAUUUUACAUUUCUCACAAGCUCCCAGGUUAUGCCAGUUCUGCUUGUCUGGUCAGCACACUUCUGGGUAGCAAGGUUUUAGAGGACCCUCAUAUGUUUUCUCAAAAACAAAAUUAAAGUUAGGUACAUUUUUGUGUACAGCAUUGUGCUGGGUGUUUUCGCUCAGAAUUCAUCACUUAAGCAUACAAACAACAAUGCAGAACACAAAAAGUGCCCACCCACGCAAUGGAACUAUAAAAGCAUCAAACUAAUUCUUAACCAAACAAAUCAAGGAUGAUUAAGCCAGUGGCCUAAAACACCUUGUUCUACUGUUAGUGGCAUUUAUGAGUUUCUAACAGUAAUUUCCCACCUUGGCUAUGCAGAAGAAACAGUAUUUAAUAAGUAAGUAACCCCACUGGGUCCUGCUCCCAGGGGGUUCUUACUCAUUUGACCCGGGCCUGGUCUACCCUAGUUUUUGGCAGCUUUUCAGGGGAUUAUGAUACCUAAUUGGGAUUGAUGGCCACUGGUAUAGAUUUCCCAAAUAUUUCUCAUUUGAUCCUUAAUCGUGGGAGGUCAUGCAGACGUGAGGAAAUGAUGCUCAGAGAAGAACCACCUGACUAGGGAAUAGCAACGUAGAACCUCAGUCUCAGGUCUCUUGACACAAAAAGAAAUAGUUUCACCUGACUGCCCCGGCCCCAUCCCUCAGAGCACAUCAUGGAUUUGUUACAUCCUGAGAGCCAGAUCAGUGUCUCCAUUCAAGAAUAGGUCUAUCUCAAUGCAUUUCACUUUUAAGCAGUUACUUAACUGAGAAGGAAAUGCAAUACUUAUUUCUUGGUAGGCGCUCUAGAAAGUUGACAUAAGUAUUGAUCCAGUUCACCACCCUCUGCCCUGCCAAAUCAUGGACACAGCCCGGUAGGGGAGGGAAGACUUGGACACAGCUGUCAUGUAUGUGAUUAGUGCAUGCCUUCAAGUGCAUUGGUAGCUCAGAGCAGAGAGCUAAGCAACUUGAAGGAAGGCUUCCCAGAGGAGGUGACAUUUAAGCUAAGUCUUGAGAGCUGGCAUUUUGGGCAGGUGGAGAUUUGUAAAGGAGAGAAAACUUCACUAGAUGCAAAGUCCCAUUGGAGAUUCAAGAUGAUGAGAUCAUUGGGAGGCAGUGAGAACAUGGGGACUUACCAUAUUGGGCAGUAACCUGAUCAAAACUGUGCUCCAGGAGGAAGAUUCGAAGACAGAACUGAGUUUAGAGAAAACUGGGGUCCGGGAGGUGAGGUAGGAGUGUUUGGCCCUGGUUAGGAUGAGACGACAGGAGGACGGAGAAGAGGCUGUAGUAAAAACCAGAGAGACCAAUGUGAAGGGCAUUGCAGAAAUGGAAUCAGUCAGCUUUGGCAGCUGAUUGUUUUUGUCCGAGAGAAGUGGUCAAGUUUAAAGUUAGACACCUGAAAGAAUGAUGCUGCCUCUUGACAUAAAGGAAGAAAGGAUGCAUUUCUGGCUCUGACCGGUUUUAAGGGAGAUCUACACACAGAAUAGUGCAGUUGCCUCCCACUAAGCCUCAAACACACUGGCACCUGCUCUCAUCUCCUCUUCGGCUGUCACCUCUUUGCUCUGACUUCCGCCUCUUCAGCUGCCUGUGCUGCCUCUUUCACCUGUUCAUCUGACUUCAACCCCUCCCUGCCGGGUCCUUGUCACCCCACUCAUUUGGUAUUGGCUCUGCCAUCAUCACCUCCAUUGCAGCUGGUGGUGUGUCAGUCACCAUCACUUAUAAUGACUUUUUACUAGAAAGAGCCGAAAAGGUUAUUUCUUCACCUUGCCCUUCAGCUCUUUUCUAGACAGUUGGCAUCCACAAUUUCAUUUUUUAAAAUAUCCCAUGUUGUCUAAAGGAGGAUGGGCUAAGAGGCGUUGUUAAGCCCCAUGGAUGCCCAUAAUGGCCCCUUGACAAAAAUCAGACAUGGGAUCCUUAUCCUGUGAAGCAUCAAACAUUUAGGAAAUGUUUUGGGAAUUUUUCAGGCAUGUAGAAUCUUAAAAUGCAUAUUUUUUUUUCAAAGAAGAAAGAGGACAGGAAGAGAGGCAGCCUGGCGGAUGUGUGCAUUUGAGUUGUCAACAGCCUCCGCAGUGGCAGAUCAAUCACAUCAACACUCGGUCUGGACCAGGAGAAAGGAGUGGCUCUGCCUCCUGGGAAUGUCAGAAGGACCUGAUAAUUAUAUUUGGCAAAGCCAUGAAGAGUGGCUCAGUAAUGUCAUUGCUAAGAAUUACCCUUUAAUAGCAUUUCUGGAUGUCUGAGCUUUUCAAAUGGAAUGCCACUCCAUUUCCGCUGUGAUGGUCCUUUCUGUUGGGCUGCUUCCCAGGUGGUCCUCCCGUCCUUUCUUGCCCUCGCUUUGAUAUCAGUUUGGUUUUCCUCCUAUCUUCCUCCUUCCCAGGCCUGUUUCUCUGCCCCCUCUGUCUGUACCUACUACGAUCCCUCUCUUCUCUGUUUUAGAGAUGUAGUCGUGUGAGAAUGUGUGUGAGCGAAAUACUUGCCAAGGGACAGCAGAUUCAACAUCCGGUGUCCGCAAGGAGAGGUGUAGCCUUAGACUGGCAGAACCACCGAUGACUUGCUUCCAUGCUGCCUCCGAGGCUGCUGUGUUGGUGGGAUUCAGCAGUCAUGGGAAAGGUCGCCAGUGAUCUGUGACUACGACACAUUCUUUUCCUAAUUGUGCCAUCGAUUAUGCCCUUCAACAAAAUUUACUAAUCUCUGCCUCAGUUUCUCCAUCUGUGAAAGUGGUGUAAUACUUAUCUACCUCCCUUGAAUGUUGUGAAGAUUAGUCUGUUAGCAAAGCACUUUUGAAAUAA